This is a messenger RNA of Bufo bufo (common toad), 4389 nucleotides long. It is a transcript of the gene SVOPL, whose product is annotated as SVOP like. Gene Ontology annotation, molecular function: transmembrane transporter activity. Gene Ontology annotation, biological process: transmembrane transport. NCBI's taxonomy places the organism in Eukaryota, Metazoa, Chordata, Amphibia, Anura, Bufonidae. The transcript is spliced from 16 exons. Bases 123 to 1580 code for a protein of 485 amino acids. The record is from RefSeq and is a predicted model, not a curated record. Gene Ontology annotation, cellular component: membrane.
AUGUCCCUUGGCUUGAGGUGUGGCCAAAGUGCAGAUACCUGAGGUAACCUCUCACUAGGCUCCUCAGAGCAGAUGAAGCCGCAGGGACACAAGUAACAGUUUCAAGAAUCACAUGAAAUAUAAUGGAGCCUCAGCUGACGAAAUAUGUGAGUACCGUGAAGAUGGAGGAAAUGGCUCCUCGUGUCACAGAACCUUCAAAGAGCCCAAAGAUGUAUACAGUGGAGGACGCGGUGGAGACUAUAGGAUUUGGCCGAUUCCAUAUUAUACUGUUUCUGAUUAUGGGGAGCACUGGGAUUGCUGAAGCCAUGGAGAUUAUGCUUUUGGCGGUGAUCUCGUCCUCUAUUCGCUGUGAGUGGCAUCUUCAGAGCUGGCAGGUGGCACUGGUCACUAUGAUGGUUUUCUUAGGAUACAUGAUCUUCAGUAUAAUCCUUGGGCUUCUGGCAGACAGAUACGGUCGUCUAAAGAUUCUGGUCAUCUCCUUCCUGUGGGCAGCGUACUUCUCCUUGCUCACCUCUUUUGCUCCAUCAUAUGGCUGGUUUGUCUUCCUGCGGUGUCUGGUUGGAUGUGGCGUCUCAGGCCAUUCACAAGGUCUCAUCAUCAAAACAGAAUUUUUGCCAAAAAAUGUGAGGGGUUACAUGCUCCCACUAUCACAGCUCUUCUGGUUGGCAGGGUCCUUACUUAUCAUUGGUUUGGGAUCAGUGGUCAGCCCCACCCUAGGCUGGCGCUGGCUCGUACGCUUUGCUUCCAUCCCCGGCAUCAUCCUUGUCCUCGUCUUUAAAUUCAUUCCUGAGUCAGCAAGAUUCAACGUUUCUGUGGGCAGACAACAGGCUGCGAUGGAUACGUUGGAAAAAAUCGCCAAAAUAAAUCGCUCAAAAAUGCCGGAAGGAACAAUCCAUGAGCCAGUGUCAGAGAAAACUGGAAGCUUCCUUGAUCUUCUACACCCAAAAUAUUUGCGGACAUCUUUGCAAAUCUGGGUCAUCUGGUUGGGAAUCGCUUUUGCAUACUACGGUGUGAUCUUGACCAGUUCAGAGCUUCUGGAGAACAAUCUGCUGUGUGGGACGGGUCGGGAAGAAAUCCUAAUAGAACAGGGAGCCGGCCCCUGUUACUGCAACAUGUUAAGCACCUCCGAUUACCACACCAUGAUGAUCAGCACAAUCGGAGAGAUUGCUUUAAAUCCUUUCAAUAUCUUGGGCAUUAACCUAAUUGGUCGUUGCUUGACCCUGGGCAUCACCAUGACCAUCACUGGAGUCUUCUUCCUGCUCCUAAUCAUCUGCAUGUCACGGACUGGACUCAUUGCAAUUCUCUUCUGCCUUCGAGCUCUGGUAUCCGCAAACUUCAACACCAUCUACAUCUACACAGCAGAGGUUUAUCCAACCGUGAUGAGGGCAAUCGGGAUGGGGACGAGUGGCUCAAUGUGCCGCAUAGGAGCAAUGGCUGCCCCGUUUAUAGCACAAGUCCUGCUCAGCACCUCCAUUAUCGGGGCUCUCUGCCUCUUCGCCACCGUGUGCUUUAUCUGCGCACUUUCUGCCUUCAUGCUCCCUAUAGAGACCAAAGGUCGAGCUCUGCAGCAAGUCAAGUAAAGCCAGUCUAGAAGAGAAGAUUUUAUUACAACGGAGGAAGCAGACAUUAGUGGAAACCUUGUUAGUCAUACAGACCACCAUAAUGAACAAUGAAAAUAAAAUUCUAAUUCAUUUUAAUUCAAAAACAUUAGUUUUUUCUUCUGCAACAAACAAAAUUUUCUCUUUACCUCUCAACAAAUCAGUGCGAAAAGUAACGCAAUGCAGAGGCGGACAGUGAGCGAUCAGGAGGCAAUGAGACAGAGGAUAACUUAGGGAAAAAGAUUGGGGUAAUGGUUUUGAAUACACAGUUCAUCCAAACCACAUGGGGGUGGGGGGCAUAAGAUGGGGAGAUGCCAGUAUAAGAUGCCAUUAAGGAAGCAAGACCAUCUGUCUGAUACAGUGACGUCAUAGACACUCCACGCACAGGAUCUGACAGGUUGGCGCUUUAGUUCACCCCCAGAGAUUGCGUUUUAUUUCUUCUCUACUACCAAGAGCUCUGCUUGCUUUCAUUGAAUCAAACAAAUCUUAUUUACCACCAGAGGCCAUCUGACUUAAUAGUUCUCACAAAACAGGUGAGGGUUUGUAAAGUUGCAUCCAGUGAAGACUAUAAUUUGUGAACUAAACAGCCUGGAUUUCACAGCUGCAGCAUACCGACUUAUGUGUGCUUAUGUGAAAGGGGUCAUCCCAUUACAACAACAGUCAGGGUCUGACCGCUGGGACCACCGCCGAUCAGUAGACGUACGGCUGAGGACAGCGAUUGGCUCCACACCGCUGCUCUUUGUAAACAGACAGUGACAGGACCAGCGCUAGAGAAAGGUGGAAGGGGGGGGGGGGGGACACAACCCCUUGAUUAUAUCGGGUUCUGAGAAUCAAUUAAUACAUUAAACGAUAUCUGAGGCCUUAGCAGACCAAACACUACAGAUUUUUUAAAACUGUUACGAUUCAUUGGGAAGAAGCAGAGAUCUUGAAAACCUUGCUGAACAAAAGCUAGAAUAGAAAUCUAAGGUACAGAACUUUCUUGCCUCAAUGAAAAAGAUAUAGUUCUAAAAGACUGGAGUGAUCUGUCAGUUAUAAGGAAAGACCAUCUGCCAAGACACUACAUGCUGCUCCAUCUCCACAGCAGCAAGUGCCGCUCAGAAUGAAAUGCAUUAAGGAUCUAUUACAACUUCUAUGGAUGCAAACAGUACAUGACCUCCCCCAUGUUGCUUCGAUGUCACACUCCAACCCAGUAAAGUCUUGCAAGGAUAAUACUGACAUACAGGCCCCCAUACUGAAGUCCAUAGCCAGGGGGCACUCUCUCUGGCAUAUACUGACCAAACUGAUCUACUGCAAUCAAAAGGAGCAUAAACUAAAAAAAAGAUCCAUUCUAUUCGGUCCGGAAGAAGAGAAGGCAAAGUCACUGGUAACACUGGAUCAUCUGCAGUUUGUGUGUCUCCAUAUAAUUAACUCUGCGCUUUACCUAGCCUGUCCUGAGUUACCAUAUAUUAUGUUUUAUGCUCCAGUCACUUCUAGAGCUGUGUUCAUAAUUCUGCUCUCAGGCUCCAUAAUCAAUUUUUUUUUUUUUACUGCUGCUUCAAUGUCUGCCCUCCACAUGCCCUGCUGAGUUGCAUAGUGAUAGCUGUACUGUUUGCACCAGGCACCGUACAGAAGUGUGAUAAAGAAAAGCACCCACAAUGCAAUACACCAUAGGGCACAGUGUCUGGGUAAGCAGCCAGCAGAACGAGUGACUGCAGCAUCAGAAGUGACUAGAAUACAGGGAAAGACAGGUAAACGGAUUGUGCCACCAUUGUAUGUUAUUUAAAUUUUAUAACCCAUGAAAAAUAAGUUACUUUUGUAAAAAUGCUACAGUUAGGAGAUAUUCUAUUUACUUCAUUAUAAUGGCACCCCCUGGUGUUCAAGGUCUAUAGUAAUGUGCACAUCCACCAACUGAGGUGGUCGCACAUUCUCAGGUCCAUCCCUCAACUGCCGCCAGCCACAUCUACCGUUGUGACAAUUACAGGGAAAGGGCUGCAGCAGGAGGGACAGUCCCCUCAGCUGUGAUGGGGAAAGAGCAAUCCCCCAAACUGCCAGGUUGAAAUAAAUCCAGCAAUAAAUGGGUGAUCUCUGGAUCCAUGAGAGGUACAGGGCUGGUUCUAGGUUUGUUAGAGACUGUCAUGUACUAUAUGCUGUCUGAUUUAAUUUUUUUACUAUAAUUAUGACAUAACCCCUUUAAAGCUAUUAUAUUUCAAUUUAACCAAUUACAUUACACAACAGAAACCUUUAUUAUAAAUAAGAACUUAGUCUUGAUUUCUGGAAAAUUCUGUCUAUGGCCUCAUCUCUCUAGCGGUUAUUAGAGAAAGCUGUCCUUUUGGCAGCCAUCUACAUCAGAAACAUUCUGCAGGGAUUAAGCGUAUAAUUCAGAACUGAAAAUCUCCAGCAGAGAAUCCUGAGCCUGCAGCUACCAUAAACCUCAUGUAUAAAUGCCAAAAAUCUAGGACUCUAAAGGGUGAGAAAUGUGGGGAAAUAUCCGACUCCCUAAAAUAACCACAUAAUGAGCGCAGAUAAUACACUCUCAGAGCAUUAGCAUGACAUUACACGCAUUUAAGGCCAGUUUCACACUGACGUUUCUCUUUUCCGGCAGGGGAACAGCCUGCCGGAUCCAUACUACAGUGUAUACACGUGUGCUACCGGAAGUCCACCCGGCCGCAUUCACUAUAAUGGAGACCAGCUGGAAAUCCGGCCACAGCACUGCAAAUAUGCUGAAAGGCGGCCGGACAAAAAAAACGCUGCCUGCUGGUUCGCCAAGACCAGGAGGCUUUUUAUAUUGGCAGACCACCUUACAGGGAUUAAA